Scedosporium apiospermum is the source of this 4089-nucleotide messenger RNA. RefSeq lists its product as uncharacterized. The coding region runs from base 1 to 4089 and encodes 1362 amino acids. The transcript has 4 exons. The record is from RefSeq and is a predicted model, not a curated record. Gene Ontology annotation, molecular function: protein binding. Lineage: Eukaryota; Fungi; Ascomycota; Sordariomycetes; Microascales; Microascaceae.
AUGCAAUCCCAAACCCGCGACGUCCCUAUGGACGAGGUUGAAGUCCCUCUGGCGACUACCCACCCAGGGUCGGCGGCAAACCCCCGACCUCACCUUAGGAGAUUCACGGCCCAUCUAAUGCGGCAAAAAGAGGUGUACGAACGAACCAUACAGGAUCUCCACGACCAAUUAUCUGAGAAGGAUGCUCAGAUCGAUGCCCUCAACAAGACACUCCUCCGAACCGGUCGGGGAGAUGCCCUCACGGACGAUAUUGUUAAAACCUAUUUUAUCCAGCUGAAAGGCGCAAUUUUUCAGUUUGUGAUGAAUCACUGUGGACUGUUUCGCCACCAGCUGACAACCACCUCUUCGUCAAAAGAGCACCAGACCUGCAUUCUAACAUCCGAUCUAGCCACCAUCAUUCACAGCAAAUUCUUCUCUCCCGAUUCCCUGGCUUUUGGUCACAGUAACCAUACGGGGUCUCAACACCCCUUGGACAUCGCUGACAAACACCUGCAAAAUUCGAGUUGCGAUGAGACUCUGCAUCGCAAAUGGCGCAUCGCAACGGCUAAAGCGAUUGCCUCCAUGCAUGCCAACACCACCGCCGACGAGCCCUACCUCCUGGCGCGGUCCAUCUGGGUAUCCCUCCACACCAAAUACGGCCUUCCUCCGCAACUCCAGGGGCACCCAACGGAUCUCAAGGACCUAUGCGAACAAGCCAUCACCCUAGCUCUUAAGCUACGUUCCUCAAAGGUCGAAUACGUCUGGGAACAGACUCUGUCGUCGCGAUGGGAUGGGGUAGCGCCUCUACCGAAAGAUGUCGUGGUGUGGGUAGAGGGACCGGACCUUGCUGAGGAUGAACCGUCUGAUAUCUCGUUGAUUGUGUUUGGGGGAGUAGUUCGAGAUACUCGGAAAUUUGAGUCUCGGUGGGAAACCAACGCUGCUCAAUUCCAAUCUUUUCUUUUCCUUUUGUCCCUUGACUUGACCCCACCAUCACCCAAGGACCCCUCCUGCUGGCCUCUCUUUCUCGGCGACGCCGCUGCAGAGAUGGGAGACUCUGGGAUAGGAGGGCUGAGACCCCCGCUGGACUUGCUAAAGUCUGUGUCUGAAGGCGACUACACCGGGGUUUUGACCUCUCCAGCGGCAAGGACUGGCAUCCAGCAGUGCGUCGCAUCCCUACAGACUCCAGGAACCACAGGCGCGGAAGGACGAGACGACAAACUCGCCGUUGGCAUUGCGGCCUUCAACGCUUUUUUACAAAUUAACGUUACGGGUCCGGUCCUUGAAGGUGUUGGAAACGUCGAAGCCGUCUUCCAGGAGGCAGGGGGUGACAGGUCCAUUGAGGAACUGAGGAAGGAGUGUCUUAGGGCGCUGGAGGUGGAUGGCGUGUCGCCCUACGCUUAUAUUCCGAACGUUGAGCUAUUUUACCUUGCGCGCUACGUUAUCCUUGGCCUUGGCCUCGAUGAAUUCGAGGGGAGGAAGAUUGCGCUUGAAGAAGGCGUUGGCGUUUCACUCCAGUGGCUUCGGCUCAGGGUGUUCGUGUGGCAUUACAAGCUGUUGACGCAGCCUAGUCUGGGACCCGCCUCGUCGUUCAUGAAGAGUUCGCAUUGGAGCGAUGUGCCCACUCUCAUUUCCCAGGCGCAGGGUGUCAUGGAGGAGGUUAGGGCUGAAGUCCUGGCACAGGAGGGUAACUCCUGGACCGUCGAGGAGAGGGUGAGGUGUCUCCUCGAGCUGGCGAAUAUCGAUAUAAUGCUGGGUCGGGACGAAAAGGCCAGGGAGGCGAUUAAGGGUGCGGCAGAUUUAAGUGGGUUCGAGUAUGCCCUUACGGGCGCGUUGGGUAAGAGGACGAAAUUUCAGGAGACGAGCUUGAGUCAGCUGGUGAUUCUUGCGAGGAGUAACAAGGGCCACCAAGAUAGCCAAACCGAGAAAACUACGUCCGUUCCCGGGACCUUACCUUUGAACGAUGAUGUUUUGCUCGAAAAAGUUGCUUUUGAUGGACGCGAGAAUGGUGUUGUGGAACCAAGCGUGGAGAAAUCGAGUGGUGACGGACUCGCCAAAGACCUCAACCCGGAUGCGCAACCACAGCUUUCUACGCUGGACCAGAUUAUCCUCUUGACAGAGGCGACGCUGAAGGAUGUCUUUUCGCCGCUCGAUGCGCUUACUUCGGAGGAGAUUCUGCCGUACGCCGAACGUGUGCUGCAGGAUAAGUCGACCAACUGGCAGGUGUAUACGCAGGCGCUGAUUGUGAGGUCGAGGCUGGAGGUUCACCGGAGCCGGACAGUGGAGAGGGGCGUGUUGCAGAUGCAGGCGGUGAUUGAUCAAGUUAUCGUGGACACCUCGACGCCGCUUGCACUGAAUUCUUCUGCCGCGACGGAUGCUAAGGUGGAAGGAGAAGAUACCGCUGUUCCCACUAUUGCAGUUAGUGCGCCUGGAGAACAAGCUUCGCCAGUCGAUGAGACGAAGCCCACAUCAUUUUUCCGCGCCCUAGAGGCUUCCGAUUCAGCGCCCGCACAGGAGAGACUCAAGUACAUCCACGCCAUCGCCACGCCACCGAGGUGGCAUCUCGAGUCCGAGCUCGCAUACGGCUGGACAGGCAUCGGUGCGCUCGUCUCAGCCCUCGAGAUCUUCAAGCGGCUCCGUCUCUGGGCCGAGGUAGCACUUUGUCUCGCCACGGCAGCCGCCUCAGCCGAGAAUGACGAAGAAGGUCGGGGAAGUGGCGGCGACGCGAAAGCUCGCGGCAUAAUCCGCUGGCGUCUUUUCAACAGGACGGGCCGUCCCGCCUCCGAAUCUAUCGACGCCGACGCCGAAUCCGUCUCGGACAACGACGUAACGCACCUCAAGCCUUCCGACUUUACCGGGCCCGAACGAGACCCUCCUCCACCCAACGCGCCACGCCUCUUCUGCAUACUCGGCGACCUAGAGGAUGACCCUUCGCACUACGAACGCGCCUGGGAGAUUUCCAAAAAGAGAUUCUCCCGCGCUCAGAGGAGCCUGGCCGAACACUACCUCCAACAGAAGGAUUUCGCUGCCGCCCGUGACGCCUACAAGAUGGCGGUGCGCGUCAACAGACUUAGUCCCGAAAUGUGGUCGCGGCUGGGUGAUAUACACCUUCGGCUCGGUGAGACGCAAGAUGCGGCGGAUGCUUUCGGGCGGGCUAUUUCGGCUGCCAGUGAUGUCGUCGGUGGCGAGGACGCCAGAACGUGGAGCAAUCUUGGGAGUGCGCUUUGGAGCAUGUACCUUGACGCCGUCGAGGAUCUCAAGAACUCUAAGAAGGAAAACGCUCCUACAAAACCCACUAAACUUGACGACGAGGAGACGGACGAGGAAGAAGGUGACGAAAACGAGAAGGACGCGGGUGGAAGAUCGAAGAGCGCAAAGGACGCCGCUACGCUUCUAACGCAGUCUCUACAGGCGUAUAAGCGCGGAGCGAACCUCGCGAGGGAAAAUUGGCAGAUUUGGGAUAACGUGUUAACCAUCGCCUCGAGAACACGGCCGCUUUUCGUAGCGGACAUGGUGCAGGCUCUGCAGAACAUUAUUCGAAUUCGAAAAACGGAGACGGCAAUCGACGAAGAUAUCCUCCGGCUCCUUCUACAGGAAGCAGUUCUUUCCAAGGAGAAAAAAGCAGUGCCGGGUCGAGACGAGAAUGCAAUUUACGAAACACCAAGAGGCUCGGAGGAGAGGUCCGUCGUGGAACUGAUCGAGAGGGACGUCGUUCCUCUCAUCACCGCGCGUUCGGAGCUCUGGGAACUCGUGUCGAGGGAACGUGCUUGGAGGAGGGAUUACGCUGGGGCGGUGGAGGCUUCGGAGAGGGCUUGGCGGGCGUCGAUUGGCAUGGCUGGAGCUGCUGCGAACCUCGCCGUCGGUGCGGGUAGCGGCGAUUCGAACGCGGCUUGGCAGACGGAUGUGGAGGCAUGGAAGGUUGUUGUGAAAAGGACGGACGAGUUGGUUUCUGUGUUGGAGAACUACGGAAUGGAGGUGGAGAGUGUUGGCGAGAAGUGGAGGGCCAAGGCGAGGAGUGCUGUGAGGAGUGUAAUAGGGAAGGGGAGGGCGAGGUGGGAGGGCGGCGAAGGGUGGAGUAUACUAGAGGGGUUGAUCGAGGAGCUGAAGAGGUAG